AUGAGAAACAUAACAGACGUUGACGCUGCCGGCGGCGUACUCCGAAGAUCACAGAUCAAGCCGGUAUAUGAUGCGACUGUGCCGUACUGGCGAACAGAACUGCACCCGAUUGAUGACCAUCGCUCGACAGAAGAGCUACCGGAAGAAUGCGACAUUGCGAUCAUUGGCGCUGGUUUCUCUGGCGUUGCGACGGCUUAUCAUUUGGACAAGCUACAUGAUGGUAAGGAGAGACCGUCAAUCGUUAUGCUGGAGGCGAGACGAGUGUGUGAGGGUGCUACUGGGCGGAAUGGAGGCCACGUCAAGAUGAAGACAGCGACAGUGCAUGGGCUCAUCGAGAAGUUCGGUACAGAGCUAGCCAUGGAAGUGCGCGAUCUCGUCAUGGCUCAGAACUACGCCUUGAAGGACGCCGUUGAGACGGAGAAUCUGGACUGCGAGUUCGAACUCCGACGAAGCUACGAUGUUUACAUUGACGAGGACGAAGCUGAGAAGGCGAAGAAGGACUUCCUGGCCAACCUCAAGGCGGGAGCGAGGUGGACGAGGGAUGUCGAUAUGAUCGAGGGCAAGAACAUCGAGCAGGUCACAUCAAUUAAAGGCGCCAAACUCGCCCUGAGCGUCCCAAUCUGCUCCCUCUGGCCCUACAAAUUCGUCUCCCAGAUCCUCGCCCGCCUCGUCGAGCGCAAAGCAGUGAACCUCCAAACCAAUACCCCUGUCACCAGCGUCGACUCCACCUCCCCUCGCCACCCCAGCGCCAGCAUCAUCCACACCCCCCGCGGCACGCUAAAAGCCAAAAAACUCAUCUUCGCCACCAACGCCUACACCGCCGGCAUCUGCCCCUCCUACCACGAAACCAUCACCCCCGUCCGCGGAACCGCUUCCCACCUCGUACCCUCGAACCUGAUCUCGCCGCAUCUAAGUCACACCUACAACAUCAACUACGCCCGUCCUUCACCCACCAGCAAAUCCCGCGUCGACUACCUCAAUCCCCGCCCCGACGGCUCCAUCGUCGUCGGCGGCGGAAAUUGGACUUACAGCAAUUCGUUGUCGAAAUGGUACGACAACUUCGACGACAGCACGCAGCUCUCCGAAGCGCGCCCGCAUUUCGACAGCCUGAUGCAGCGACACUUCAAAGGCUGGGAGGAGAGCGGGGCGGGGGUGGAAAGGGUGUGGACGGGGAUCCAGGGGUAUACGCCUGAUGGGCUCGCGCACGUGGGGGAGGUGCCGGGGAAGGAGGGGAGGCAGUGGAUUUUGGCGGGGUUUAACGGGGGUGGGAACGCGUUUAUUUGGUUGACGGCGAAGGGGGUGGUGGAGAUGGUUGCGAAUGGGAAGGACUUCGAGGACACGGGCUUGCCGAAGUUGUUCAAGACGACGGAGGAGCGGUUGAGGCAGCGGAUGGAGUGA
This is a messenger RNA of Saxophila tyrrhenica, 1398 nucleotides long. RefSeq lists its product as uncharacterized. Gene Ontology annotation, molecular function: oxidoreductase activity. Gene Ontology annotation, cellular component: cytoplasm. The transcript has 3 exons. The record is from RefSeq and is a predicted model, not a curated record. The coding region runs from base 1 to 1398 and encodes 465 amino acids. NCBI's taxonomy places the organism in Eukaryota, Fungi, Ascomycota, Dothideomycetes, Mycosphaerellales, Extremaceae.